AUGGCUGCCGACUAUCGGAUACGGACGAUGAGCUGGGCGCUGCUCUUGCUGUGCUUGCAGACCGUGCAGGCCUUUUACAUACCGGGCUGGUCGAUCAAAUCAUAUUCCGACGGCGAGCCCAUACCGCUAUUCGUGAACAAAGUGUACAGCGACAACACACAACUACAAUAUGCAUAUUCAGAACUACCUUUUGUCUGCCCGCCUUCUGGACGACAACGGCCUGGGACCGGCCUGAUCUCUGGCUCGAAUGUCGCGUUGAACUUGGGCGAGGUGCUGCGUGGAGAUCGAAUCAUGGUGUCGGACUACGAGCUUGAGAUGGGCAAGGACGAGGAGGUGCACUACCUCUGCGCACACGAGGUAGACCGAGCAGGUUUGCAGCGAGCGAAGGAGGUGGUGAAGAAUGGCUACGUUGCUGAGUGGAUUGUGGAUAACCUCCCAGGUGCGACGAGCUUCGUGACAGUAGACAAGAGCCGAAAGUACUAUGCUGCAGGCUUCAAGAUGGGCUUCGGGGAGACGUCAAUUGUGACUGGCCAACCGACGUACUUCUUAAACAACCACGUCACGGUUGCCAUCCGCUGGCAUCGUGCUCCUGGCCGAGAUGGUAGGCACGGAAAGAAGGUUAUCGUAGGGUUUGAGGUGUACGCCAAGUCAAUCGAAGCCGGAAACAGAGCUGCGGGCGGCAUUCCCAUCGAUCUGCAGAGUCCACCUGGCUUCGAGCUAACAAUGGCGAAGAACGUCACGAACACGACUAUGGCUCGCGACAACGAUAGCUCCUAUGUUCUCCAGGAGUUCGACGAUGGUGCGGAGGAUGCCAAGUUGACCAUCCCAUACACAUAUAGUGUCUACUUCCGCGAGGAGGAGCACAUCGAAUGGGCGAACCGCUGGGAUCUCUACUUUGUCAACCAGGAAGACAGCAAUAAGAUUCACUGGCUCGGCAUCAUCAACUCAGUCGUUAUCUCUGGUCUUUUAACGGCAGUAGUAGCUGUGAUCCUCGCCCGCACAAUCCACGGCGAUAUCAAAGGCUAUAAAGAAGGACUGGAAGAAGGCAAGCUCCGCCUCACGAAACGCUCGAGAGGCACGCGCUCGCCACGCAAGAGCUUCGAAAAGGGCGGCCUGCUCGAACAAGUCGAUGGCGACUCCUCUUCUGUAGCCGACGACAUGAGCUCCGAGGACGAAAUACCUGAGGAAAUCACCGGCUGGAAACUCGUCCACGGCGAUGUCUUUCGCUCACCUGCUUUCGGACACCUUCUCGCUCCACUGAUCGGCUCAGGCAUGCAGCUCGUCUUCAUGGCCACCGGCCUCAUCGCCCUCUCCUGCUUCGGCGUCCUCAAUCCCUCCUUCCGCGGUGGUUUCAUCUCCGUAGGCUUCGCCCUCUUCAUCCUCGCCGGAGCUUUUUCAGGAUACUUUUCCGCGCGCGUGUACAAGACUUUCGGUGGCACACAGUGGCGUACCAACGCCAUCGUAUCUGCUACUCUAUUCCCUGGACUUCUCUUCUCGACCAUCUUCCUUCUUAAUCUCUUCGUCUGGGCUCAGGCUUCCUCGACCGCGAUUCCACUGGGUACACUUUUCGGUCUCGUGGCGCUGUGGCUUCUGACGCAGCUGCCGCUCGUGUACAUGGGUUCUUGGUACGGGUUUGUCAAAGCGGGAGCUUACUCGCACCCCAUCAAGGCCAAUGUCAUUCCCCGACAGAUCCCACAACAGACGUGGUACUCCCGGAACGCUCAAGCGGCUUUACUGGCAGGACUGGUGCCCUUUGCCAUCAUCUUCAUCGAGCUCAUGUUCGUUUUCCGUAGUCUAUGGCAGGACAAGAGCGGAUAUUAUUACAUGCCGGGUUUCCUGGCCGUGGUGUCGACGAUUCUGAUUCUGGUUGUGAUGGAGACGACGGUUAUCGCUGUGUAUAUUCAGCUUUGCAACGAGAACUACCACUGGUGGUGGCAAUCCUUCUUCAUCGGCGGCGCCUCCAGCCUCUGGAUCUUCGCCUAUUGCGUCUAUUACUUUUUCAACCAUCUACAUAUUACCGGCAUGGCGUCGACGAUGCUGUUCUUUGCCUAUGCGUUUUUGGCGUGUAGUGUUUAUGGCUUGCUGACGGGCACGAUUGGCUUCUUGACGGCGUAUGGGUUUGUGAGGAGGAUUUAUGGGGCUAUCAAGGUCGAUUAG
Recurvomyces mirabilis is the source of this 2157-nucleotide messenger RNA. RefSeq lists its product as uncharacterized. The transcript has 3 exons. The coding region runs from base 1 to 2157 and encodes 718 amino acids. The record is from RefSeq and is a predicted model, not a curated record. NCBI's taxonomy places the organism in Eukaryota, Fungi, Ascomycota, Dothideomycetes, Mycosphaerellales, Teratosphaeriaceae. Gene Ontology annotation, biological process: vacuolar transport; protein localization to membrane. Gene Ontology annotation, cellular component: membrane; Golgi apparatus.